CGCUUGUUUAUGCUGAGUAACUGCGAGAGUUUCUCAGUCGGGCUUCGAGUUACUCAGUCUGAAACGAUCAUUUUCGUUUUUUGUUCCUCCUUGUUGUUUUGUUACAGUUAAAACCGUUUAACAAGUUUAUUAAUUUACCUUUUUUAUCCGCGCGGUCACGAUCAAUCAUGGCUUCUCUGGGAAUUCGCCUCGAGUCCAAGAAACAGGUGGAUGACUUCUGCCAGAAGCUCUCCAAGGAGGCAGAGGAGCUGGUGUCCAAUUUUUUCCCUGAGAAGAUUGAAGAGCUGCACAUGUUGCUGAAGACGUCUUUCAGCUGCGAUGACCUGGCGUCCAUAAAGGCUCCGCUGGACAUCCCCAUCCCGGAUCCGGCCAAAGAGGAGGCCAAACGCAAGAAGAAGGAGGAGAAGGAAGCUAAAGAUGAGAAGAAAGACAAGGACAGCGAUAAAGAGGAGGAGGAUUCAGGACCUCCGUGCGGCCCCAUCUACAGCAACGAGCGCGUGGAGAGCCUCCUGAGGGAGGUCCAACCCGAGAUCCAGACGCUCAAGGAGAAGCUCAACACGGUGUCCAUGUGGGUGCAGCUCCACAUCCCCAAGAUUGAAGAUGGGAAUAACUUCGGAGUGGCCGUGCAGGAGAAAGUGUUUGAGCUGCUGACGAACACGCGCACCAAGAUCGAGGCUUUCCAGACUCAGAUUUCAAAAUAUUACAGUGAGAGAGGUGACGCUGUGGCCAAAGCCGCCAAACAACCACAUGUGGGAGACUACCGACAGCUGGUCCACGAGCUGGACCAGUAUCAGUACUGCGAGCUCCGCCUUGUGGUCUUGGACAUCCGCAACACAUAUGCUGUUCUGUUUGACAUCGUUACCAAGAACUACGACAAGAUUAAGAGACCGAGAGGAGACGGGAAAGCCCUCAUCUACUGAUUCUGGAGAAGCUUUGGUUUUCUCACGAGCUACAUCUCCUGUCGUAUAACACGGAUCAAGUAACGACACAAAAUAAGAGUCCAUUUUCCCGCAGUGCAUGAUUUUUGGUUCAAAUUACAAAAAUA
Molecule: messenger RNA, 1045 nt
Organism: Nematolebias whitei (Rio pearlfish)
Lineage: Eukaryota; Metazoa; Chordata; Actinopteri; Cyprinodontiformes; Rivulidae
Gene: psme1
Product: proteasome activator subunit 1
Exons: 11
Coding region: 168-920 (250 amino acids)
Biological process (GO): regulation of G1/S transition of mitotic cell cycle; positive regulation of endopeptidase activity; regulation of proteasomal protein catabolic process
Cellular component (GO): cytoplasm; proteasome activator complex; nucleoplasm
Molecular function (GO): endopeptidase activator activity
Source: RefSeq, a predicted model, not a curated record